UCCAAACAUCAACAUUCAAUUCAAUGAUCAUUUAAAUCAUUUAAUCAUCAUAUUAUUAUUGCCUAAAUGGUUGAAAUGUUAUCAUAAAAUUAUUCGUCCUCAAAUAUCAUCAAUUAUGUUUAAUAAUGUUUGAAAGUUUUAAAACUGAAAAAAUAAUGUUCAUUAACCGUGCACUAGAAAAGAUUCUCGCCGAUCGUGAUAUUAGAAAAAGUAACAAUCAACAGUUGAAAAAAUCCUGCGAAUUUGUCCUUGAAAAGAUUAAAAAUGAACAAAACGCUAGUAAUCACCAAAUCCAAUCUGAAUCUUCAUCAUCAUCAUCUUCCCAUCAUUCUUCCACACUUCCUCAACCCUCCAAUCGGAAGGGUUCGGUGUUUGAUGAUGAAAUAUACUUCACACCAUUCGAGCUUGCAUGUCAAUCAAAAUCAAAUCGUAUCGUAAUAAUUGCUUUGGAUUGUAUACAGAAAUUAAUAGCAUAUGGCCACUUUACCGGCAAUCGUAUUGAUAGCCGUAGUGAAGAAAAAAAAUUGCUCAUCGACACUAUGGUUACUUGUAUUUGCAAUUGUUUUAUAGGACCAAACACCGAUGAUGAAGUGCAAUUACAAAUAAUUAAAGCCUUAUUGACUAUAGUGACAUCACAAUCAUGUCCAGUACAUGAAGGCAGCAUUCUAUUGGUCAUACGUACCUGUUAUAAUAUAUAUUUAAGUAGUAAAAAAUUGGUCAAUCAAACCACAGCUAAAGCAGCAUUAACACAGAUGCUAAACGUGAUAUUCUCUCGUAUGGAAUCAAUUUCAUCUACCCCUUCAUCCUCAUCAUUAACGGAUGCAUUUGGAAAUGCUAUCGAAACGAGCAAUUGUGAUAAUUGGGAUGCUCGAUCACUGACAAAUGAGACAAUAUUAUCGAAUGAAUUAUUUGAUAUUUAUUAUCAACAUGUAUCCGAUUCAGAUGCUUUGAAUUCGAUCGAAACUAUUGUCAAUGAUGUCAUUACGACAGUUUGUAAAUAUUCGGAAGGCGAUAAUAUUUCUAUACAAUCGAAUAAGACUCAAGUUUCUCUAACGACCAUUUCAUCGAAAACCUCCCAUAGUUUGGCCAAUGUCAAUAGCAUCUCGUUAGAUGGUUUCGAAACAAACGAUACAAUACAUUUAUCGUUUGAAAAUAUUUAUCAAAAAGAUGCCUACUUAAUUUUUCGCUCGCUUUGCAAAUUAAGCAUGAAACGAUUGAUGGAUAAUAGUUUUGAUAUGAAAUCACAUGAAUUACGUUCAAAAAUUUUAUCGCUACAAUUAAUUUUGCAGAUUCUACAGAAUUCUGGUCCAGUUUUUCAGCAUAGCGAUAUGUUUGCCGUGGCAAUCAAGCAGUAUUUGUGUGUUGCUUUAUCGAAAAAUGGCGUGUCUAAUAUACCGGAAAUAUUUGAACUUUCAUUAGCGAUAUUUUUGGCAUUGUUUCAGAAAUUCAAGACUUAUUUGAAAAUGCAAAUUGAAGUAUUUUUCAAGGAAAUAUUCUUGAACAUUCUGGAAACCGUAUCCAGUUCAUUCGAACAUAAAUGGAUGGUCAUACAAGCAUUGACCAGGGUAUGCGCUGACGCUCAAAGCAUUGUCGAUAUUUAUGUCAAUUAUGACUGUGAUCUUUCAUCAGAAAAUAUAUUCGGCCGUCUUGUCAAUGAUUUGUCCAAAAUUGCUCAAGGAGGUGGACAGAUAUUGGAUUCAGGAUUUGUGAACUCAUCACAGGAAAGAAGCAUGCGAAUGAAAGGAUUAGAAUGUUUGGUUUCCAUUCUCAAGUGUAUGGUUGAAUGGAGUAAUGAUCUUUACGUAAAUCCAAAUCAGCAAACCGAUUUGGUAAAUGAAAAAUCUAAUUCUGGAUGUAAAGAUGACCUUCAUGAAACAUCAUCAUUCAAUAAUCUUGAUGAUAACCCUGAGAAAUUCGAAGAGGCCAAAAAUCAGAAGAAUAUUAUUGAUAAAGGAAUCGAUUUAUUUAAUAUGAAUCCAAUGAAAGGGAUCAAAUAUCUUCAACAUCAUAAUAUUAUUGAUUCAAGUCCAGAAAGUGUUGCCCAAUUUUUUCAUACAAAUGAUCGAUUAGAUAAAUCACAUGUUGGAGAAUUUAUGGGUGAUUUUAAUACAUUCAACAAAGAAGUUAUGUAUGCCUAUGUUGAUCAGAUGGAUUUUGCCGAUCGAGAUAUUGUUAGUGCCUUACGUUUUUUUCUCGAAGGAUUUCGAUUGCCCGGUGAAGCACAAAAAAUUGAUCGAUUUAUGGAGAAAUUUGCUUCAAGAUAUUUUGAAACGAAUCGUAAUCAUGGUAUAUUUACUAGUGCCGAUACCGUUUAUGUCUUAGCAUAUUCAAUAAUAAUGUUGACUACCGAUCUACAUAGUCCACAAGUGAAACGAAAAAUGACUAAAGAUGAUUACAUCAAAUUGAAUAGAGGCAUUAAUGAAAGUAAAGAUUUACCCGAAGAAUAUUUAUCACAAAUAUAUGAUGAGAUUGCGGAAAGUGAAAUCAAAAUGAAAAGUGGAUUUAUUAAAAAAGUAUCCGGUAAAGAAGUGACUAGCGAAAAAGCUCGUCGUCUUUUAUACAAUAUGGAAAUGGAAACAAUGGCAUCGACGGCCAAAGCAUUGAUGGAAAGUGUUUCACAUGUAGAAUCACCAUUCACAUCUGCUAAACAUCUAGAACAUGUGAGGCCAAUGUUUCGUACAACUUGGACAUCAUUUUUAGCUGCAUUCAGUGUUGGUCUUCAAGAUUGUGAUGAUCAAGGAAUAGCAUCGCAUUGCCUCAAUGGAAUCCGUUGUGCCAUACGAAUUGCAAGUAUCUUUCAAAUGACCCUUGAACGUGAUGCAUUUGUUCAGGCGUUAUCUCGUUUCACUUUACUUAAAGCCAAUGGUCCUAUUAUUGAAAUGAAGACAAAAAAUAUUGAUACGAUCAAAACAUUAAUUACCGUAGCUUAUACUGAUGGUAAUUAUUUGGGCAAAAGUUGGCUAGAUAUUUUACGGUGUAUUUCACAAUUGGAAUUGGCCCAAUUGAUUGGUACCGGUGUUAAGGCACAAAUGCUUAACAAUAACAAUCUACAAAUCAAUAAUUCCAAUGGAAAUAGUUUUGGUUUCCAAUUUAAGCUCGAAUCAUUUGUAGCAUUAGAAUCAUUGGCCAGAAACAAAGAGAAAGAAUCGAGAAUUUCCGAAUCAAUGAUUGAAGCCUCAUCACAAAGUGUUGUUGUUGCCGUUGAUAGAAUAUUUACUGGAUCUAUUCAUUUAGAUGGCAAUGCUAUUGUUGAUUUUGUCAAAGCUUUAUGUCAUGUUUCAAGUGAAGAGCUAUCCAAUGUUCAGAAUCCAAGAAUGUUUAGUUUACAAAAAAUUGUUGAAAUCUCUUAUUAUAACAUGAGCCGUAUUCGUCUUCAAUGGUCACGAAUAUGGGAAGUAUUGGGCGAACAUUUCAAUAAAGUUGGUUGUAAUCCUAAUGAAGAAAUUGCAUUCUUUGCUAUCGAUUCGUUGCGACAAUUAUCAAUGAAAUUUAUCGAAAAAGGCGAGCUAUCAAAUUUUCGUUUUCAAAAAGAUUUUCUUCGUCCAUUCGAACAUAUUAUGAAAUGUAAUUCAUCCAUAGCCAUUAGAGACAUGGUUGUAAGAUGUAUUGCACAAAUGGUCAAUUCACAAGCAAGUAAUAUUAAAUCUGGCUGGAAGAAUAUAUUUAGCGUUUUUCGAAUAGCCGCAUCUGAAACUGAUUCUUAUAUAUUUGAUUUAUCAUUUCAAACUACAUGCAACAUAUUCAAUAAUAUUUAUGAAAGUAAUUUUACGGCAAUGAUCGAUUCAUUUCAAGAUGCAAUCAAAUGUCUGUCAGAAUUUGGCUGUAAUCAACAAUUUCCCGAUACUAGUAUGGAAGCAAUACGUUUGAUACGAGCUUGCGCACGUUAUGUUGCUGAACAGCCACAAUAUUUCAAAGAAUUCAAUAUUGAAGAUAAAAACAAUGGCUUUUUGGCUAGUGAAGAUGAUCGUGUUUGGGUAAGAGGAUGGCUACCAAUAUUAUUUGAAUUAUCAUGCAUUGUCAAUACAUGCAAACUGGAUGUUCGUACUCGUGCAUUGACCGUCAUGUUUGAGAUAAUAAAAUCACAUGGAAAUGUGUUUCGUGAAAAUUGGUGGACCGAUUUAUUCAAAAUAAUAUUUCGUAUAUUUGAUAGUCUUAAAUUACCCGGACCACAGUUGGAGAAGACUGAAUGGAUGACAACCACAUGUAAUCAUGCCCUAUAUUCAAUUGUCGAUGUUUUCACACAAUAUUUUGACAUUCUUGGCUCGUUUCUUCUCAAAGAUGUUUAUUCACAACUAUUCUGGUGUGUACAACAAGAUAAUGAACAAUUGGCACGUUCGGGAAUCAAUUGUUUUGAAAAUUUAGUCAUCUCAUGUGGUGUCAAAUAUAAUCAAAUCACUUGGACAAUGACAAUUGAACUUAUUGAAAGAAUACAUGAAGUAACGAAACCAUUGCAGCUAUUCUCAUCGCCGACAACAAACCAACAUCAUAAUAAACAAUUAUUAUCAGAUGAAGAAUUGGAAAAAGUCAAGAUUAAAUUUUUUGUACAAUUAGAUUUGAUUCAAGCUAUCGACAGCAUUGUAUUUUUUCCAUCAUUCAGUAAAAAAGAGGAUACCGAAAUGAUCAAAUAUUUGGAGAAUAGUUUGAAAGAUAUUGACAUUAAUAAACAACAACAGCAACAACCAAAUAAUAUUACCAAUAACAAUUGUCGAACAAUAACGAAUGGUCCACUAGAACGUUGUUCAACUACUGACCUUCGAAAUAUUAUUACAAAUGGAAUGUAUGGACAUAUGAAUACGGCUAUUCUUGUUCGUUUGGCUAAAUUUCUCAUAAAAGUAUUCGAUUCAUUCAAUCAAGUCUAUUUGGAUAAGAAUAAAUCAAAAAUAUUGGCUGAUAAGCUUAGUUAUCUUUCACAAUUGGAGAUCAAAAGUUUACUAUGUGCCAUACGGAUACUAUUCUAUCUGUACAAUGAUCCUGAUCGUCAACAGCAAACAGAAUUUAUUGAACAAAUUGAACAGGAAUUAAUUAGUAUUUCAUCACGAGCAUUGCAUUAUUACUACCAUAUUGAAAAUGAAUACAAUCGAGAUAAUUGGACUUCAAUCAUUUUAUUGAUAUUAUACAACGUUUCUAAAUUGCCUACAGGCAAGUUUUUCAAACAUAUCCAAAAUUAUUAUGGACUGAUUUGCAACCUACUCAUUUUGGAUCUGAAAAUAACAUUGAAAGUUUUGAUCAGGCAAAUAUUUCUACGACUUCAAUCGGAUCAAUGUUUUUCAAUUUUUUCUUCACAAUAAAUAAUAAAAAUAAUAAUAAAUAACAAACAUCAUGAUGAUCAUCAACAACAACAACGACGACGGUGAAGGAGAUAAACAAACGUGCCAAAAUCCGGGAAAAGAACAUCACUAACGCCACCACCACCACCAUCACCUACUAUAUAUAUAUAUAUAUUAUUACCCCCAUAAUUUUCUAACA
Molecule: messenger RNA, 5466 nt
Organism: Dermatophagoides farinae (American house dust mite)
Lineage: Eukaryota; Metazoa; Arthropoda; Arachnida; Sarcoptiformes; Pyroglyphidae
Gene: Sec71
Product: ADP ribosylation factor guanine nucleotide exchange factor Sec71
Biological process (GO): regulation of ARF protein signal transduction
Molecular function (GO): guanyl-nucleotide exchange factor activity
Source: RefSeq, a predicted model, not a curated record